Molecule: messenger RNA, 567 nt
Organism: Carya illinoinensis
Lineage: Eukaryota; Viridiplantae; Streptophyta; Magnoliopsida; Fagales; Juglandaceae
Exons: 2
Coding region: 1-567 (188 amino acids)
Source: RefSeq, a predicted model, not a curated record
AUGGUUGCCAAUAAACAAAGGAGGGGUAGAACAUGGAAAAGAAGGACCCGUAUUGAAUGCUACAAGCCCCCUAACCUGGAUGAAAUAGUGCAGGUUUGUGACAGACAGGAAAAGAGGGGUGGCAAAGGUAGACCUGAACGACAAAUGAAAGCAUUCAGACAGCUUAUAGAUGACUGCUCAUUAAUUGACUUGGGGUAUGAGGGCCACCCUUUCACUUGGUGUAAUAUAAGGGAAGCCCCACACUCUCUCAGUGAAAGGCUUGAUAGAUUCUUAGCAAAUCAAAUAUGGCUAGAUAGUUUCCAGAAUUAUACAGUGGUGCAUGGGAUGGCAGCCUACUCUAACCACCUCCCAGUUAUAUGUUAUUCAAGCAGUGAAAAGAGAAGCACUAGAGGCAAACUGUUUAGGUUCGAGGCCAAGUGGGCUAAGGAUGAGGACUGUGAGAGAGUUAUAGCUGACUCAUGGAAGUGUGACAUAGGUGAUAACCCUAUGAACAGAUUCAAGACACAAGUUGAGGCCUGUUCUCAAAACAUAACACACUGGAACAAGAUCAAGUUUGGAAGGGUGUAG